AGUCGCGUUUAUUUUGGACACUUUUGUUUGUUGAUAAAAUAAACGAUUAUAUUGACUGACUGACACACACACAAAUUAAUAAUUAUGGAAGAUGUGCAGAAGCAUAGCGUGCACACGCUUAUUUUUCGCUCGCUGAAGCGUACACACGACCUGUUUGUGUCGAACCAGGGCAACUUGCCGGACAUCGAUGAGCGUCUCGAGAAACUGAGGCGCUCGAUUAAAGCGCGAGACACAUAUGGCUUGGUGCUUGAUCGCGCCAUCAAAUCAAUGGACGCCAAAAAGCUGGCCGGUGACAAGAUGCUGGCCAUCACAGAUGGCAACCCCGCCGCCUUGGCCAGCAUAUCCGCCAUGGAAGCUGGUGGCAAUUUGGUGCGUUACAAUCGCGAGAAGGCCGGUCUCAAUAACAGCACUUCGCUGGUGCGCGCCUCGAUGCCCAACAACAGCAAUGGUGGCGUUGGCGGCGGCGUCGGCAGUGGUGCCAGCAAUGUGCAGCUGAUACCAAAGAAGGCACCAACGAUACCGAAGCCCAAGUGGCAUGCACCAUGGAAGCUAUCGCGCGUCAUCUCUGGCCAUUUGGGCUGGGUACGCUGCAUUGCCGUUGAACCGGGCAACGAAUGGUUUGCCACCGGCGCCGGCGAUCGUGUCAUCAAGAUUUGGGAUUUGGCCAGCGGCAAAUUAAAGCUAUCGCUGACCGGCCAUGUGAGCACCGUGCGCGGUGUUGCUGUCAGUGCCAAGCAUCCGUAUCUGUUCAGUUGUGGCGAGGAUCGUCAGGUGAAAUGCUGGGAUCUCGAAUACAACAAGGUCAUACGACAUUAUCAUGGCCAUCUGUCCGCCGUCUACUCACUGGCACUGCAUCCGACCAUCGAUGUACUGGCCACCUCUGGACGCGAUUCGACGGCACGCAUCUGGGACAUGCGAACCAAGGCGAACGUCCACACAUUGACGGGCCACACGAACACCGUGGCCAGUGUUGUGGCGCAGGCAACCAAUCCACAGAUUAUAACCGGUUCGCAUGACUCCACCGUUCGUCUGUGGGAUCUGGCUGCCGGCAAGAGCGUUUGCACGCUAACCAAUCACAAGAAGUCGGUGCGCAGCAUCGUUCUGCAUCCAUCGCUGUACAUGUUCGCGUCCGCAUCGCCGGACAACAUCAAACAGUGGCGCUGUCCCGAGGGCAACUUUGUGCAGAACAUUUCGGGCCACACGGCCAUUGUCAACUGCAUGGCGGCCAAUACGGAUGGUGUGCUUGUCUCUGGCGGCGACAACGGCACCAUGUUCUUUUGGGAUUGGCGCACUGGCUACAAUUUUCAGCGCUUCCAGGCGCCUGUCCAGCCCGGCUCCAUGGACAGCGAGGCGGGCAUUUUUGCCAUGUGCUUCGAUCAAUCGGGCACACGUCUCAUCACUGCCGAGGCGGACAAAACCAUUAAGGUGUACAAGGAGGAUGAUGAGGCCAGCGAGGAGACGCAUCCGAUCAACUGGCGGCCGGAGCUGCUCAAGCGUCGUAAAUUCUAAGAUCUUCCUAGUUUCUAUAUACGUAUAAUUUUUUUUCACAUAGCUUAAUCAAGUGUAAAAUAAAUUACGAUCCAGCUUUUA
This is a messenger RNA of Drosophila grimshawi, 1590 nucleotides long. RefSeq names its product pleiotropic regulator 1 (gene Tango4). The transcript has 2 exons. NCBI's taxonomy places the organism in Eukaryota, Metazoa, Arthropoda, Insecta, Diptera, Drosophilidae. The coding region runs from base 85 to 1509 and encodes 474 amino acids. Gene Ontology annotation, biological process: mRNA splicing, via spliceosome. Gene Ontology annotation, cellular component: precatalytic spliceosome; Prp19 complex; catalytic step 2 spliceosome. The record is from RefSeq and is a predicted model, not a curated record. Gene Ontology annotation, molecular function: protein binding.